AUGGCAACCCCGGCGCUUCCCGAGGACCAGGCUCGCCUGCUCGAGGACGCCCUGGUGGCUGUGCGGCAGCAGACGUCGCUCAUGCGAAAAUGUCUCGAUACCCCGGGCAAGCUCAUGGACGCCCUCAAAUGCUGCUCGACCCUCGUCUCCGAACUUCGGACCAGCAGUCUCGGGCCUAAGCAGUACUACGAGCUCUACAUGGCCGUCUUCGAUGCCCUGCGCUACCUCUCGGUCCACCUCCGCGAAAACCACCCCGUCAACCACCUCGCCGACCUCUACGAGCUCGUCCAGUACGCCGGCAACAUCAUCCCGCGCAUGUACCUCAUGAUCACCGUCGGCACCGCCUACAUGUCCAUCGACGACGCCCCCGUCAAGGAGCUCAUGAAGGACAUGAUGGACAUGAGUCGCGGCGUCCAGCACCCCAUCCGCGGCCUCUUCCUCCGAUACUACCUCUCCGGCCAGGCUCGAGAUUAUCUGCCCACCACCGACAGCGAGGGCCCCGAGGGCAACCUGGGCGACUCCAUCAACUUUAUCCUCACAAACUUUGUCGAGAUGAACAAGCUGUGGGUGCGCCUGCAGCACCAGGGCCACUCGCGGGAACGCGAGCAGAGGAUCCGCGAACGAAAAGAGCUGCAGCUCCUCGUCGGAAGCAACAUUGUGCGCCUGAGCCAGCUGGUCGAUCUCGAGACGUACAAGUCGAGCAUCCUCGGGCCCCUGCUCGAGCAGGUGGUGCAAUGCCGAGAUGUCCUGGCCCAGGAGUACCUCCUCGAGGUAAUCACUCAGGUCUUCCCCGACGAGUUCCACCUGCACACCCUCGACCAGUUUCUUGCCGCCGUGUCCCGCCUGAACCCUCACGUCAACGUCAAGGCCAUCGUCAUUGGUCUCAUGGACCGCCUCUCCGAGUACGCCGAUCGCGAAGGCGCAAAGGACAAGGGGCCGGACCAAGCCAAGGUCGAGGCUGACGCCCUGGCCAACCUGCUUCAAAAGGUCAGGCUCCAAAAGGAGACGCCGCAGCCUCCUGCGUCGGACCUCGGUCCCAAACCGGCAGACCUCGCGGGGGAUGCCAAUGGCGAGGGCCAAGAGGGCGAGGCAGCACCGACGCCGGGCAACAACUCCGAUACGCUUGCCGAAGGGUCCGUCGCCGAAACAGACAGCACCGCGGUCAACGGUCAGGACAAAAACGGCAGCAACGUGCAGCUUUACGAAAUCUUCUUUGGUCAGGUCAAGAACCUGGUUGAGGCCCAGCAUCUCCCCAUACAGGACACGAUUGCCCUGCUAGUUUCGCUCUGCAACCUGGCGCUCAACAACUACCCUGAUCGCCUCGACUACGUCGAUCAGAUCUUUGCCUACGCCACCAGCAAGACCAAGGAGAAUAUCAACAACGCCGACCUGCACUCGCCCGCGGCCCAACAGAGCCUCCUGGCGCUCCUCCAAGCUCCGCUGAGUCGAUACGUCUCCAUCUUCACCGCCUUGUCCCUCCCAACCUACGUGCCCCUGUUCCAGUGCCAGUCCUACCCAACUCGGCGCGCCGUGGCCGGCGGGAUUGCGCGAACGCUCUUGAAGGACCAAACCAAGAUUUCCAAGACCGACCAGCUGGAGAACAUUCUCGACAUCAUGUCGGUGCUCGUCAAGGAAGGCUCGCAGGCAUCUCAGGGGUACCCCGGGGCGCCACAGCGGCGGGCCGUGGAGACAGACGAGAUUGUGGAAGAGCAGGGAUGGCUGGCGAGGAUGGUGCAUCUGCUGCAAGCCGAGGACAACGACACGCAGUUCAAGCUGUUGCAGAUGACGUGCAAGGCAUACGCAGAGGGCAACGACCGGGUCCGCACGACGACGCCGCCCGUGAUGACGGCGUGCCUGAAGCUCGCGAGGCGGUUCAAGGCGCGGGAGCAUUACGACGACAACUGGGAGUCCCAAAGCAACGCCCUCUUCAAGUUUAUGCACUCGGCCCUGAGCACUCUGUACACGCGCGUCAACGGCCCGGGCGCCGCCGAGCUUGCGCUGCGGCUGUUCUGCAGCGCCGGGCAAGCGGCAGACAUGACUGGCUUCGAGGAGGUUGCCUACGAGUUUUACGCGCAGGCCUUUACCGUCUACGAGGAGGCCGUGUCCGACUCCAAGGCGCAGUUCCAGGCCGUGUGCGUCAUCGCGUCGUCGCUGCACCAGACUCGCAACUUUGGCAAGGAAAACUACGACACGCUCAUCACAAAGUGCGCUCAGCACGGCAGCAAGCUAUUGCGGAAGCCGGACCAGUGCCGCGCCGUGUACCUGGCAAGCCAUCUGUGGUGGGCCACCCCGAUGACGGGGCAGACGGAAGAGGUCGAGCUCUAUCGCGACGGCAAGCGAGUGCUGGAGUGCCUGCAGCGGGCGCUGCGGGUGGCCGACUCGUGCAUGGAGACGGCGGCUUCGAUUGAGCUCUUUGUCGAGAUCCUGGACCGAUACGUGUACUACUUUGACCAGCAAAACGAAUCGGUUACCACAAAGUAUCUCAACGGCCUGAUCGAGCUGAUACAUUCGAAUCUGGCCGGGAACCAGCAGGAGUCGAGCUCGAUUGAGACGAGCAAGAAGCACUUUCACCAGACGCUGGAGAACAUCCGGAGUAGGCAGUUUGAGGGCGUGGUGCUGUAUCCGAGCUGA
Messenger RNA from Hirsutella rhossiliensis, 2631 nucleotides. Its product is annotated as vacuolar protein sorting-associated protein 35 domain-containing protein. Gene Ontology annotation, biological process: intracellular protein transport; retrograde transport, endosome to Golgi. The transcript has 4 exons. Lineage: Eukaryota; Fungi; Ascomycota; Sordariomycetes; Hypocreales; Ophiocordycipitaceae. Gene Ontology annotation, cellular component: retromer, cargo-selective complex; retromer complex; late endosome. The record is from RefSeq and is a predicted model, not a curated record. The coding region runs from base 1 to 2631 and encodes 876 amino acids.